Molecule: messenger RNA, 762 nt
Organism: Pyricularia grisea
Lineage: Eukaryota; Fungi; Ascomycota; Sordariomycetes; Magnaporthales; Pyriculariaceae
Exons: 3
Coding region: 1-762 (253 amino acids)
Biological process (GO): L-tryptophan biosynthetic process; L-histidine biosynthetic process
Cellular component (GO): cytoplasm
Molecular function (GO): 1-(5-phosphoribosyl)-5-[(5-phosphoribosylamino)methylideneamino]imidazole-4-carboxamide isomerase activity
Source: RefSeq, a predicted model, not a curated record
AUGACACGCUUCCGACCCUGCAUCGACCUACACGCAGGCCAAGUGAAGCAGAUCGUCGGCGGCACCCUCGACAGCAGCACUUCGGAGCUCAGGACCAACUUCGUCUCGCCCCAUCCGCCCGCCCACUUUGCCCGCCUGUACCGCGACGCCAACCUCGUCGGCGCCCACGUCAUAAUGCUCGGCCCGGGCAACGAAGUCGCCGCCAAGGAGGCCCUCGCCGCCUGGCCCGACGGCCUGCAGGUCGGCGGCGGCAUCACGGACAAGAACGCCGCCGAGUGGAUCGCCAACGGCGCCGACAAGGCCAUUAUAACCUCCUUUCUCUUCCCCGAAGGCCGCUUCAGCCAGUCGAGGCUAGACGCUGUGCUCGCGGCUCUGGGCAAUGACAAAUCCAAGCUCGUCAUUGACCUUUCGUGCCGUCGACGUGACACGGACUCCGAGCCAAAGUGGGUUGUCGCCAUGAACAAGUGGCAGACAUUGACCGACAUGGAGCUAGAACCAUACUGUUCCGAGUUUCUUAUUCACGCUGCAGACAAUGAGGGUCUUCAGGGCGGUAUAGAUGAGGAUCUUGUUCAAAAGUUGGCCGAGUGGUGCUCCAUACCGGUGACGUACGCCGGGGGUGGGAGAAACCUGGAUGACCUUGAGGCAGUCAAGAGAUUGAGCAAUGGCAAAGUUGAUCUGACCAUCGGUAGCGCCCUGGAUUGCUUUGGUGGCAGUGGCGUUAAGUUGGACGACUGUAUUGAGUGGAACAAGCGACAGGAAUAG